Molecule: messenger RNA, 2941 nt
Organism: Bombina bombina (fire-bellied toad)
Lineage: Eukaryota; Metazoa; Chordata; Amphibia; Anura; Bombinatoridae
Product: fibrinogen-like protein 1-like protein
Exons: 2
Coding region: 16-1050 (344 amino acids)
Source: RefSeq, a predicted model, not a curated record
CCAUCUGGGUGUAUAAUGAUAGUGACUUCAGACUUACAUUUUAUCAGUUUGUAUCCUGAAGAAUUGUAUUUAAGAGCCAAACUAGAUACUAUUAUAUUAACUAAAGUAGUUUUGGUUUUAUUUGUGUUUGCGCCUGAUUUUUAUAUAACUAUUGCUUUGUUUAGCAGAAUGCUUCCUUAUUUGGCACAUUGCUUGUGCUUCCUGGUAAUCCUACACAAAGUAGCUUCAAAAGACAAAUGGAUACAGCUAAGCCGUGACGAACUGUAUAGACAAAUCGCUAACAGACACAUGCUAGAAGAAGCACAACUGGAUCAGCUUUUGAAUGUUCCCCGUGGUGGUGUCAUCCUUGAACUCAUGGCGAAAGAUUGCAGAGCGGCUUUCCUCAACGGGAGAAGAACUAGUGGUCUAUAUGUGAUCAAGCCAAAAAACUCUCCACCAAUGGUGGUAUACUGUGACCUUGAUGUUGAUGGUGGAGGCUGGACUGUCCUACAGAAAAACACAAAGUCAUCUGUUAAUAUGUGGUCAUCUACUUGGACUUUGUAUAAGAAUGGGUUUGGUAAUCUGAAAGAUGAUCACUGGCUGGGUAAUGAAUUGAUACAUCUUCUAACUAGACAGAAUGCCUUCACUGUAAGGUUCCAGAUUGUUGAUGAUAAACACAAUAAGCAUUUUGCAGACUACCAUGGCUUUAGAGUGGAUGGGGAAGAUAAUGGUUAUGCUUUGAGGUUAGGAAACUAUUCAGGAAAUGCUGGAGAUGCACUGACAGUCAUGAAUGAGACAGGCACACACGACAACAUGAAAUUUUCCACCAUAGACAGAGACAACGACAGGUGGAGCAAAAAUUGUGCAGAGAAUAAUAACGCAGGCUGGUGGUUUGACAGUUGCUAUUCUGCUGUUCUCAAUGCCAACAAUAUAUACUGGAGGGGAUUGUGUGAAGAUUCUAGACCUUGUGUUUCUGCUAAAAUUAUGAUCCAGCCAAGCAGGAAAAACUGUAAUGCUUUUAAUUUUCCUGGAUUAAACAAUAAUUAUCCAGUUCAUAUUAGCAGCCAGUGAGAAUCUUAGUUUGCAAAACUGGGAGAAAGACCUGUAAAAAUUCUUCAGUUGUUCAUAGUUAAUGCACAAACAUUAUGUAAACAAACCAAUGUAUUCUUUACUGCAUAAAUUACAUACACUAAUUUCCAUUUUAUAAAUCAGUGACCAUAAGGUCCAUUAAAUUACAAUUAUUUUGUAGACCUGUCCGUUUCAUGCACCUAUUUUUGGGUUCCCAUUGCUGUAAUUAAAGGGACAGUCUACACCAGAAUUUUUAUUGUUUUAAAAGAUAGAUAAUCCCUUUAUUACCCAUUUCCCAGUUUUGCAUAACUAACACAUUUAUAAUAAUAUACUUUUAACCUCUGUGAUUAUUUGUAUCUAAGCCUCUGCAAACUGCCCCUUUUUUCAGUUCUUUUGACAGACUUGUAGUCUAGCCAAUCAGUGCCUGCUCCCAGAUAACUUCUCGUGCACGAGCACAGUGUUAUCUAUAUAAAAUACGUGAACUAACACCCUCUAGUGCUGAAAAACUGUUAAAAUGCAAUCUGAAAGAGGUGGGCUUCAAGGUCUAAGAAAUUAGCAUAUGAACCUCCUAGGUUAAGCUUUCAACUAAGACUACCAAGAGAACAAAGCAAAAUUGGUGAUAAAAGUAAAUUGGAAAAUUGUUUAAAAUUACAUGCUCUAUCUGAAUCAUGAAAGUUUAUUUUGGCCUAGACUGUCCCUUUAACUAAAUAGCAAUAAAUGCUUGCCUGUAAUUGGCUAUCUAGAAAUAGUAGAUUUAACACAAAAAUGCUCAAUAAAUCAGAUACUGGUUUUACUAUACAGACUCUGCUUUACAGUUUGUAUGAACGUUAAAGGUAAAAAAAAAGCUCACAUUUUAAAGCAUGAAUUAAAUAGAGCAUGUAAUGUAUGUCUUUAUAGAAAAGAUCCUGUGUUGAAACCAAGGUGUAAAUUUGCUUUUGAUAGUUGAAUUAUUUGUUAAAAUAUCGUUGGAAACUAUUUCAGCAAGUAGUAUUUAUUGGCGUUCUAGAAUUUUUUGCUACCCAUUAGAUUUUGCUACCAGGGACACUGCACAUGCACUAAAUACGUCAGGACAUUCCACAGCUGAACCUAAAACAUCUGUGCAAUGUGCUGACGUAUGGGUAGCAUGGGUAGCAAAAUCUAACGGAGAGGCUCUUUACUCCGCAUUCUUUUUUUUAUACAGCUGAUGACAGUUAGCUCAUGCACAUUAUUGUGGGGUAGCAAAGUCUAACUUAGAGGAUCUUUACUCCCUCCAUUUUUCUUUGAUCCUCUCCAUUAGAUUUUGCUACCCACAAUAAUGCACAUGCGCUUACUGUCAUCAGCUGUGUCACCAGUAGCAAAAGCUAACGGGUAGCAAAAAAUGAUAGAUAAUAGAUGGAUGGAUACCUAAAUUAAAAAUAUACAUGAUAAUAUUUAAUAAUACAUAUUUUUUAUGAAAAAUGCAGGUUAAGAAAUUAUUGAUAUUUUGCAGCACAAAUAAUCCAUGUUUUAAAUGAUCAUUUUUCCUCAGCCAUAAAUAAUCCACAUUUUCUAUUGUUAUCCUUUUUCCUUAGCCAAUCAGGAGCAGUAAUUGUGCAUCCUGAUGUGUCUUACUCCCAUUGUGAGAAGAGAGGAUUAUCUAUGCUGCAGAAACUAAUUUUUAUAAUUACAGAAUUUAAAUGAAGUUUUAGGAGAAAAAAUAGUCUUUAACAUUGAAAAUAUAUUUAAAUAUGCUAUAGAAAAUGUGGGCUUUUCACAAUACUUUAACUGGGGUUAAACAAACAUUUAGAUGAAAAUUAAAAUGUGUUCAUGCAUAAAACACCUGACUGCUGGAUAUCAAAUUAAAAAAUCUGUAACUUGUAACUGCUUUCUAAUAAUCUACAAAUAUUCAAUAAAUAUGCAAUAUUGAAACAAGCAA